This is a messenger RNA of Arabidopsis thaliana (thale cress), 1989 nucleotides long. It is a transcript of the gene SDH2-2, whose product is annotated as succinate dehydrogenase 2-2. The transcript has 2 exons. Gene Ontology annotation, cellular component: mitochondrial inner membrane; mitochondrion; respiratory chain complex II (succinate dehydrogenase). Gene Ontology annotation, biological process: tricarboxylic acid cycle. Bases 59 to 733 code for a protein of 224 amino acids. Lineage: Eukaryota; Viridiplantae; Streptophyta; Magnoliopsida; Brassicales; Brassicaceae. Gene Ontology annotation, molecular function: succinate dehydrogenase (quinone) activity; oxidoreductase activity; 2 iron, 2 sulfur cluster binding. The record is from RefSeq and is marked reviewed.
AUUUUUAAUAGACUAUUAAAAAAACAAUUUCAUUUCAUUUGCUCUCUUCUCCGAGAAAAUGGCGUUUGGUUUGAUCGGAAGAGUUGUUGGAACCAAAUCAUCACGAUUAUCCACGGCGGCGCGAUUGAUUCCGGCGCGAUGGACAUCAACAGGAUCAGAAGCACAAUCGAAAGCUUCAACCGGCGGCGGAGGAGCGAGUCUGAAGACGUUUCAGAUCUAUCGAUGGAAUCCAGAUAAUCCUGGAAAGCCAGAGCUUCAAGAUUACAAAAUCGAUCUCAAGGAUUGUGGUCCAAUGGUUCUAGAUGCUUUGAUUAAGAUUAAGAACGAGAUGGAUCCAUCGCUCACUUUCCGUCGCUCUUGCCGUGAAGGUAUUUGUGGUUCGUGUGCUAUGAACAUUGAUGGAUGUAAUGGUCUUGCUUGUUUAACGAAGAUUGAAUCUGGAUCUAAAGAGACGACGAUUACGCCGUUGCCGCAUAUGUUUGUGAUUAAGGAUUUGGUUGUGGAUAUGACGAAUUUUUAUAAUCAGUAUAAGAGUAUUGAGCCGUGGUUGAAGAGGAAGAAUCCAGCAUCUGUUCCUGGGAAAGAGAUUUUACAGAGUAAGAAAGAUAGAGCUAAGCUUGAUGGAAUGUAUGAAUGUAUUCUCUGUGCUUGUUGUAGCACGUCUUGCCCUAGCUAUUGGUGGAACCCUGAGUCUUAUCUUGGUCCAGCUGCUUUGCUUCAUGCCAACAGGUAAACUUAAUCUUGUUUUCUCAUAAUGGAUUCACUAAUCAAAGUAGUUUUUUGAAGAUAUUGUAGGGCUUGUUGGUAGUUUACAUUAGUACGUUAUAUGGGGUCACUUAGAUUGCUUAAGUUUCUGUAGUUGUAGUUUAGAGCUGAAGGAAGGUUCUGUUUUGAGAUUUGCUUGAGAAUUUUGUUGGUUUGAGCAGUAAGAGUUGGUAGACGGAUUAUGUAUGGCUUGGGUUGUUUUACUUGUUUUACAUUCAUUAUGCAUUGUCAAUAGGGUUGUUUUUACUCCUUUAGUGUUAGUGUGGUACUGUGGGUUUAGCUCUUUGUUCACUGAGGAAAGGUGCUAAGGGAUCUUUGUGCUUCUUCACCUGUCUGUAGAAAACCCCAAGUUCAAUGGUCUGAUUGUAUCCAUGUCAUUAUGUAUGGUCAUUUAGGUUGUCUUGCUCCUUUAGUUGUAGUGUAGUUUAGCCUACUUUGUUCAACUGAAAUGGAGGAGGUAUCUCUGAAGAAAGGUGCGAAGUACUCUUUGUGCUUCUUCAUCUGUCUCUGUAGAAAAUCUCAGAUUCAACGGUCUGAUUGUAACUUUGUCAUUAUGUAUGGGCGUUUAGGUUCUCUUACUCCUUUACUGUAGUGUAGUUUAGCUUUAUACUGAAAUGGAGGAAAGGCCUCUAGAGUAAGCUGCUAAGGACUUUUUGUGCUUCUUCAGAUCUCUAAAUAGAAAACCGCAAGUUCAACUAUCUGAUUAUAUCUGUGUCAUCAUGUAAAGAUAUAUACUAUAUAGGUUGUUUCUGUUCCUUUAGCUGUUGUGUAGUUUAGCCGAUUUUGUGCAAUUGAAAUGGAGGAGAGACCUCUAAAGGAAGGUGGAUAAGUGAUAGCCGAGAUGAGUACACUAAGGAAAGACUUGAAGCCAUUGACGAUGAGUUCAAACUGUAUCGAUGCCACACAAUUCUGAACUGUGCUCGUGCCUGUCCAAAGGGAUUGAACCCAGGGAAACAGAUCACACACAUCAAGCAGCUUCAGAAAUCUGGUUGAACAACAAAUGAAUCAGGCAGUACCUAAUGGAUUUUUGAUUCUAAUAAUCUGCAAGAAACUCCAAUUUUGGAUUCAUUCUUGUAUUGCUGUCACAACUAUCAGAAUUAGAUUAUUUUGUGGUAUAUCUUGAUGAAUUUUUUUUGCCUACAACAAGCAAUAAAACUCUGCUUUUUUUAUCAUCCACUCAUUCAGCUUUGCCUUAAUACAAACAUUUGGAUUUCGAGUUUUGCU